AUGUCGAUUGCAAUCUGGCCUCCCGUCUCCCCCGACGAGCUCAGGCUUAAAGCCGCCGAGACCCAGGCGCGCGAGCUGGACUGGAUCGUCGAGGAGACGCUGCAGAUCUGUCGCGAUCUCAAGCAUGGCCUCGAGGACUGCUAUGCGCUCCUCGCGCCCAUCGACCCGGGCAGCACCCUCGUCAUGAGCACACAUCGCAACGAAAAAGUAAAGGGCACGCUCACCCGCGUCGGCACUCGCAUCGUCAAAGGGCAUCUCCAUCUCCAGCUUCGAACGAUACCCGCCCAGACGCUGUCGCUCUCCCAGUCCGACGUCAUUCACAUCCAGGCCCUCGAUUCGCUAAAUGCGUACCUAAACCAAUCCAUCGAUCUCCUCUCCAUCACCCUGUCCAAGCCGCAGGACGCCCGCUCCCUCUCCUCCACACUCGCCAUCCUCGCAGACUCCCUCUCCGACUCGGCGGCACUCCUCAAGGGUCCCCCUCUGACAGAUGCCGACCCUGCUUGGCAGACGUGCUCAUGUCCGCCGUACCACUUUGAGCCCUCCCCGGGGCCCAACCUCAGCUUUUAUCUCGGCCUGCAGGAGAGCUGCAUCGUGCUCUGGCUGCGUGCUCUAGAACCCGCGGAUGCACCCGUCCAUUUUGGAACUAAGCUCGGCCUUGCCAUCGGCACCUUCCGUCGUCUGGAACACGACGAGAUGGACACCGUUUUCCGGUACAAUACCAUGGGGAGCGGUGCCGGGGGCUCCAAGCGGGGCAGUGCGCGCCAUACCCCAGAGCCUAGAUCGUCGGCAGCCGACGCGGAGAGCAAGGAUGUGCAGGAAGUCUAUGUCCGGGAAAAGGUGCGCGUCGAAAGUGCAGAUCCGAGCCUCAUCUCCCUGCACUCCAAGCUUGGCUUCCUAAGUCACAUGCUCGGCCAGGCGCGGAGGAAUCUGUCAGAGGUCCUCAGCGUCGACUCGUAG
Messenger RNA from Fusarium falciforme, 957 nucleotides. RefSeq lists its product as hypothetical. Bases 1 to 957 code for a protein of 318 amino acids. Gene Ontology annotation, cellular component: RAVE complex. Lineage: Eukaryota; Fungi; Ascomycota; Sordariomycetes; Hypocreales; Nectriaceae. The transcript is spliced from 3 exons. The record is from RefSeq and is a predicted model, not a curated record.